CCCCGGGGAGCAUCUGUGUUGUCUCCCUGCGGCUGGGUGCACCUGUUCGCAUUAGCUUUUGGUUUGGAAAUGGCGGGAGAAAGGGGAAAUGAGGGCAGUUUGGUGUGGAGCUGCUGGGAGAUGCGAGAGCCCCACGGGAGCUGGUCCCUGAGCUCAGGCUGGCGUCUCUCUGCAGGUGACGGGGACAAGGAUGGCCGUGGUGAUGGCCACUGGGGACAGCCUGGACCUGAGCGAGGAGUGGCAGGACGAGGACUUCCCUGGGCCCCUGCUGGAGGGGUGCCCGGGGGCCGGCGGUGCCCCGCGGCACAUGCGGAGGCGGCUGCCGGCGCUGGAGUGGACCGAGAGCACUGAGCGCUUGCCGGACGCCAGCAUCGACAUCGACCUGGAUGCGCUGGAGACACCCUCGGGCAGCGACGGCUUCGAGUGGGAGGAGGAGCUGCUGCACACCUGGAGCUUCGCCAAGGGGGCUGGCAGCCAGCGGGUGCCAGACGCGGAGGACAAGCAGCCAGUGGAGAGUGUGGAUCUGAGCGCAGUGGAGCCCUACAGCGGGGUCCUCUCCCACGGGGGGUACCACAGUGAGGGCUUCGGUGCCAUGCUGCUCUUCGCUGCCUGCCACCUCCCAGACAGCAGCAUCCCCCGGUACAGCUACGUGAUGGAGAACCUGCUCAGGUGGGGGUCCCGGGCGGGCUGGGAUCUUUCCACAUGCCCCAUGCCUCAGUUUCCCCAAGCUGACAGGCCAGGCUGUCCCUCCAGGUACAUUGUGGGCACCCUGGAGAGGACGGUGGCUGACUGCUACGUCCUGGUAUGCCUGAGUGGGGUGGCAGCACGGGGACAGAUCCCCUCCUUCGGCUGGAUGAAACGGUGCUACCAGGCUAUGGAUCGGCGGGACGUUCGCCUCCUCCCCGGGGCUUCCUAUGCCAGCUGCUGGUGAACCGGCCCCAUCACACAAGGGUGUAAUGAGCUGCGGGGGCCUCGGCCCCCCCAUCUCGCCCAGCCCCACCUUCAGCGGCAAGGUCUGGUUCGCUGCCAGCCUUCGGGAGCUCUCCCAGCUCGUCCCCUUGGAGCUGGCGCAUGUCCCCGAGCCCGUCCGGCAGUGAGUCCCCUCUGCAGGGCUGGGGGUUGGGGGGGCGGGUUCAUGCGGUGCCGGCCACGGAUGCUUUUCUCUCCCCAUAGGCUGGAACCAAGCUGGGAUGGCAGCCGGGAUGUGAUACGGUGACAGGGACACACAGGGACAAGCAGUGGCAUCAGGGGGUCUCGGCAUGCCCAAAGCAGUCCCCGAGCGCCCAUGGGAAUAAAGGGACGUGGAUGGGAGCACAGUG
Harpia harpyja (harpy eagle) is the source of this 1319-nucleotide messenger RNA. It is a transcript of the gene BNIPL, whose product is annotated as BCL2 interacting protein like. Gene Ontology annotation, cellular component: cytoplasm. Bases 191 to 931 code for a protein of 246 amino acids. The record is from RefSeq and is a predicted model, not a curated record. Lineage: Eukaryota; Metazoa; Chordata; Aves; Accipitriformes; Accipitridae. The transcript has 5 exons. Gene Ontology annotation, biological process: apoptotic process.